Messenger RNA from Fopius arisanus, 1001 nucleotides. RefSeq names its product ribosomal protein L7A (gene RpL7A). Gene Ontology annotation, molecular function: RNA binding. Gene Ontology annotation, cellular component: cytosolic large ribosomal subunit. The record is from RefSeq and is a predicted model, not a curated record. Bases 120 to 926 code for a protein of 268 amino acids. The transcript has 5 exons. Gene Ontology annotation, biological process: maturation of LSU-rRNA; ribosome biogenesis. Lineage: Eukaryota; Metazoa; Arthropoda; Insecta; Hymenoptera; Braconidae.
GUCACCUCUGCUUCUCCCUUUACGCGCUCGGUCGCCAUACUUCGCGUUUUCAAUCGCGAAGAGUUGUAUUUUAUAUUCCAUUAAUUUCCAAGGAAUCCUUUGAUUCCUCGAUCGGAAUAAUGGUGCAGAAGAAGCCCAAGAAGAAGGUAGGAAAGAAGGUCGCAGCUGCUCCUUUGGCAGUGAAGAAAGUUGAACUGAAGAAGCAGACGAAUCCAUUGUUCGAGAAACGUACUCGUAACUUCGGAAUUGGCCAGGACAUCCAGCCAGCUCGUGAUCUGAGCAGAUUCGUCAAAUGGCCCAAGUAUAUUCGCAUCCAGCGUCAACGGGCUGUCCUCCAAAAACGUUUGAAGGUUCCACCUCCAAUCAACCAAUUUACCCAGACCCUUGACAAACAAACUGCAACACAGUUGUUUAAAAUCCUCGAGAAGUACAGGCCAGAAUCUGCUGAAGCCAAGAAGAGGAGGCUGAAAGCCAGGGCUGAGGAGAAGGCUGCCAAGAAGGAAGACACACCAACCAAGAGGCCAAAUGUCGUUCGCAGUGGAACCAACACUGUCACUACCCUCGUCGAGCAGAAGAAAGCACAACUCGUUGUGAUUGCUCACGAUGUUGAUCCCAUCGAGGUCGUUCUCUUCCUCCCCGCUCUAUGUCGUAAGAUGGGGGUGCCAUACUGCAUCAUCAAGGGAAAAGCUCGUCUUGGACGUCUCGUAAGACGUAAGACUUGUACUGCGGUUGCCCUCACACAGGUGGACUCUGCUGACCGAGCCAACUUCAGCAAGGUCGUCGAGGCAAUUAAGACGAACUUUAACGAUCGUCAUGACGAGAUUAGACGUCACUGGGGUGGUGGUCUUCUUGGCAGUAAAUCAGCUGCACGAAUUGCCAAGCUCGAGAAGGCAAAGGCUAAGGAGCUCGCCCAGAAACAGGGUUAAAAAUCCAUUUUCAGGUUUUAUACUCUCAACUGGUCGAUACAAAAAAAAACAAUAAAACCAUAAAAAAAAUUUAAA